AUGGCAGACCGCAGCCGCACCUUCGCACUGGCGAGCGGCUACUUCCCUCUUGCUCUUGCGAACCCUCAGCAGAACAUUCCACUGUUCCGGACCCCGUCGCUAGAGCGCGUCUACUGCAUCCCUGGUGCCUCCUGCCCCAUGCAAACCAACACCCACCCUUGCGGUUUGCUUGGUAACACGUGCGUGAACGGCAACUACACGUUCUCUAUCUUGGCGCUUGAAUCGGAGUUCAUCUUCGCGAAGGCCGGGCGCUGGGAUGCACGGGUGCUACCCCAGCGCUCCCACGGUGAAGAGCUCUGCGAGGAGGCCGCCGGCUGCGCUGAGGGCGUGGUGGGGCGGUUGACCGGGGCUGCCUUCAGCAACCACUACUCCUCCAUGCCACUCUUCUCGGUGCAGCUGUACGCCGACAUCAGCGGCGUAGUCGACGUCACGAUUCAGUGUGCAAGCUGUGCGCCGGGCGACCCGAUGCUCGCCCACCCCCCAAUGCGCGUUGGGCUUGUCCGCCACGGUGUGGACGACGCAUCGUCGGUGAUGGUCCCGCAGGGCCUCCUGCGCAGCGGGCUGCACGUCCGCUUUGUGCCGAAGUCGAGUUGCGUCGACUGCGGAGUGAACGGGUGGUGUGACGAGUCUUCGGGAACGUGCCACUGCCAGCCGGGGUACUACGGCAAGAGCUGCGCGGCGUGCCCUGCGUGCUGGGCGGGCAGCGAGUGCGACGACGGGAGCACCGGCAGCGGGACGUGCCUGUGCAAGGGAGAGGCGUGCGAGGCGGCGUGCGCAGGCACCAGCGGCGGGAGCAUGGCGUCAAGGAGCUGCGCCGGGUGUGAUGCUGUUGGUGGGCGGUGCAACUGCGGCGUGUGCGAAUGCCAGGGUGGGUGGGGCGGCGCGGACUGCAACGUGGCUCCUGCUGACGCGUGCCGUGCGUACUCGUUCGACGGGUGCAAGGUGUGCGGGCAGCACGAGGGGUGCGUGUUUUGCCAUGACUCGACGUGCUUCAAUCCUGCGCUGAGUGGGACGCCUGGCGGGUACACGUGCUCGUACAGCACCCCCGCCGCGGACACGCAGGCAUGUGUGACCUACAGGAGCCGGGGUCUCAGGGCCCAUGUGAACAUUAACUUUGACUUCAUUGCAGUCAUUGGUGUAGCCUUCGCCGUAGUUGUGCCUUUUUUACUGCUCAGCUUGUUGGUCUUCAUUCGCCGAAGUGGUAGAGCAGUGAAUCCAAUGGAGACAUUUGCGGUGACGGGUUCACCUGAAUUGCGUAGUCUGCGGCGAGAGCGGGAGGUGGUCCAGGUCGCCUUCACACGAGUACGGUCUUUGGAGAGGGAGCUCAUGGGGAUUCCCCUGAGGCAGGUAUCCCUCCAGCGGCUGUUCAAGCGUCGAAAGGAAAAAUUGAUGAGCGAGCAGUAG
Leishmania braziliensis MHOM/BR/75/M2904 is the source of this 1404-nucleotide messenger RNA. RefSeq lists its product as hypothetical. The record is from RefSeq and is a predicted model, not a curated record. Bases 1 to 1404 code for a protein of 467 amino acids. Lineage: Eukaryota; Euglenozoa; Kinetoplastea; Trypanosomatida; Trypanosomatidae. The transcript has a single exon.